AUGAAGAAAUAUUUUUAUCGUAAAAUAUUUAAUAAAACAGGAAUUCAUAAGAGUUUAUUUAAUUAUUGUUGUUGUAAUCAUAUUUUUGAAGAUUUUUCAUCGAGAGAUAUUCACAUUCUCAAGAUGCUUGCUUUUGAAAUGCCCAAAUGUAAUGUAAUAAAGUACAAAGGGGAAGUAAUCAUGAGUAAAACACAAUAUAAAAAAUCAAUAAGAAAAUACAUUCGUAUAAUAAAAAAUAAUCGUAAAAGGAAGAAAUUCCAAGUAGCUUACAAUAAAAGCAAAGUUCCUAUUCAAGAAAAAUUGUAUAGAAAACAAAAUAUUAUUCCAAUCUUCCAUUUUGGUAAACAUAAUGUAAUAAACCCUAAGUUUACACAAGUUAAUAAAAUUUAUACUCCAUAUUCAUUCUUAUUAUUAAUUUUUGUGGAAUAUAAAUAUAAAAUGUAUAACAAUUCGAAAGGUGUUCAAUACAAUGAUAUAUUUCUGAAAAUAAAACAACCAAGUUUUAAAGAAAUAAUUAUUGUAAAUAUUUUUCUCUUUACACCAAAUAAAUACAUUUGGAACAUAUGCAGGAUGAAUGAAAAUUCAAGUAUUAAUGAAAAUACUCUUGAAAAAAAGAGCAUAUGCGAAAAAAAAAAAAGUGUAAAUGUAUUUAAUACUGUUGACGUAAGUAAAAAUGCGAAAUUCAGUGAAGGUAUAAGUAUAAAUAAAAAUUCUAAUAUAAGUAAAAAUUCGAAUAUAAAUGUAAAUACAAAUAUGAAUGUAAAUGGAAAUAUAAAUGUAAAUACAAAUAUAAAUAAAAAUCCCUAUAUAAAUUCAAGUGCUCAUAUAAUUGCCAAUAUUAAUUUACACAGAACCCCUUAUAUAAGUGGUAACAUAUGUAUAAGUGUUAAUAUAUAUAAAAAUAGUUACAUACGCUCAGGGGAUUAUUUAAUAUGUAAUAAAUAUUCACUUCAAAAUAGUUAUAUAAAUAAAAAAAAUUAUGCAAAUUUCAAUAAAAGCCAAAGCAUAUGUGUUUAUUUUGGAAGAAACUAUAAAAAAAAAAAAUUUUUUAUUGAGAACGCGUAUUUUGUCGCUUGUUUGUAUACAACUUGUAUUUUACGAGCACAUGGUAAUGGACAUAUAGCUGAGGACGCGUAUAUUGCAUCCAUUUAUUUAAUUAAUAUUGCAUGUAGAAAUAUAGAGCAAGCUAAUGGCACCAAGAAUUCGAUAGAUAAUGGUGUAUGCACUAAAUUUUGUGCACAUAUCAACAUUUGGAUAUAUAUGCUUUUUUGUGGAAUGCACGAAACCAUUAAAGGAAAAGAAAUUAAUGAAAAUUUUACAAAAUUUAAGUGUAAUAAUUCAAAUAAUACUAUAAAUAAAUGUAAAAAAAUUAAUGAUAUUUAUAGAUACAUUAUAAGUGUAUACUAUGUAGGAAUACAAUGUAAAAAAGCCUUGGAAAAUAUCAAUGUUUAUGUGAGAAUACUUAUUAAAAAUAAUAAAGGUCGACUUAAAGACAUUAAAAAACUUAACGAUACCGCCAAAACAACAAAAAAAAAUAAAAUAAAAACAAAGGAAUUGCAUAAAAUUUUAUUAAAACAUGUAAAAAUAGCUAGUCAUGCAUUCAAAAAAAAAAAAAAUAUUGUUAAAUUAUUGUAUGCACAUAUAAUAUUAAAAAAAAAAAUCCAUACAAAUAAAAAAUAUUUUUUUUUAAAUUAUUUAAAUAAAAAUUUAUAUAAAUUUAAUAAAUUAUUUAAAGUUGAAGAUAAUUUUAUAAUUAAAUAUAGAUAUAUUUUUAUUUAUUAUAAAAUAUUUAUUUUUAUAUUAAAGGUUAUCUUAAAUUACACUAAUUUACACCCAAACCCUACAAAAACUGUGAAUACUUAUAUUUCGCAUAAAAAAAACAUAAAAUAUUAUUCAUGCAUAUUUAUUAUAUAUUAUUACAUUAAAAACAUUUACAUUAAUUUUUUUAUUUUGUUUGAAAAUUUGGAAAUACUUUCAAAAAUAUUCUCAUUUUUGUAUGGAUUAAAUCCAGAAAAGUAUUUUACCAAGAAUUCAAAUAUUCUUCAUGUGUUUAUUUCAUUUUGCAUUACAUUAUAUACACAUUACAUAUAUUAUACUCUUAAUAAUUUUUUACUUACAUAUAUUACCUGUUUAUUGAGCUCUACAACAUUAUGCCCUUUAUGCUUUAAAUAUUGUGGCAUACCAAUUAAUAAUUUAAUUGUUUUAGUUACCAUAUUUAUAAGAUCAAAGGAGAAUUUAGUUUUAUUCAUAAAACAAAGCAUAAUAUAUAUAUAUUUUUUUAGAAGAAGCAUUAUUAUAGCUUUUUUAGAGCAUAUCAUUUAUGUACAUUUCAUAAUAUAUAUACAUCAGUUUAAUUACUUUACAUUUUUUAUUUUGAACUAUUGUAAUGUUUAUGAUUCUAAAAUCAUUUCAUACAAUAGAUAUUGCAUUUUUCAUAGAAAUACUAAUAUAAGUAUUUGUUUAUAUUAUAUAUAUAUUUAUUUUAUUUAUUAUUUGGAAUAUAUUUCGAAUAUACUCAAGGAAUAUCGUUUAACGUGGUUUCGGUUAUUUGCGUUCAUAAUGUUGUCACAAAUAAUUGAAGAUAGUAUAUCGCUUGCAAAACAAGCGUAUGUUACCUUAUCGAAAAUCCCGUUGAGUAUAUAUAAGUCCUUAAGAGCUAGGCGAAAUGAAAGAAACGUUUCUACAAGUGAUUCUUACGAUUCCAGAAAGCAUGUUAACAGACAUGGUAAAAAUCGUAUUAGAAAGCGCGAUAGAAAUUGUAUUGAGAAAAAGAAUUUGGAUAGUUCUUUUAGAGAAAAGUUCGAUAAAAAUCGAAGGGAUAUAUUUGAAACAGUAGUUCGAAGGGCUAAUGUCUCAAAAUCUCGUAUUGUUGAUGAUUAUUUUAGUACUCGCAAUGUAUUUAAGAAAUGCUCACUAAAGCACAAAAAAAAACGGUAUGAGAAAUGUAUUUUGUGUAAAAAGUUUUUACGAUAUGCUGUAUUAGAAAGUUAUAGCAAAGAGCAAGGCAGUGAAAUUAGCGAAAGGGAAAGUAUGAUUGUGUGUCAUUGUCCUAGAACUACUGGUGGGAAUUCUCAAUUUAGCAAAUUGAUUGACGAGAAAUUAAAAGAAACGCGUAGUAAAAUUAAACGUUUUACACCUUGUACUACGCCAAUUAAACGCGCGUUUCCAGUUGAAAAUGUUGACAUUACUGAUAUCAAUCAUUUGGGCAACCAAAAAGUUGAUGAGAACGUUAAGAAUGAUGAUAUUAGUAAGUUACCAACAAAUGGGAAAGUUAGUAGUUUUUGUAUGAGCGUUUUAAAAGAUUUGAAUUCUUGUACUCCAUCACGUACUACAAAGGCUGUAGAUUCACAUGACCAAAGCUUAGGGGAUAUCUGUAUCGUAUCUAAUGGCAACAUUAUAUAUGCUUCAGAGAAUAGCAACAGUGAACAAGAUGAUAACGUGGAAAAUAUGAAAUGGGCAAACACUAAUGAUGAUGAUAUAAGGGGUAAGAAAAUGAAGUAUACUAUUUUUUCUAAUUUAGAUGUUUCGGAAAUUAUCGAGUUGUUGAAUAGGAAACCAAGUAACACAAUUGUUAAGAAAGACAAAGCACAAUCCAAUAAGGAGGAUUUACAUGAAAUAGAACAAAGUGGUAUUUCAAAACAGUUGUGUGACCAAGUACCUAAUACGAAGCAUCACAUAGUAGGUGGAAAAAGCUGUGAGAAAUUAGAAAGAAAGAGAAAGUUGAAGAAAUCCGUUGUUGUGGUGGAUACGGUUUCUAAAGAUAGUGUUUGUAAAGAAUCAAAUCGCUCAUGUCAAAGUUCUGGUAGUUCGUUACGUCGUUCUAAGAGAGGAAAGAAAGGAUCAAGAAAGUCGUCGUCAUCGAAUUAUAAUAGUGGUAGUAAUCGUGCUGAAAAAUCAAAAGGAUUAGAAAAAAAGAAAAAUUUUAAGAAUUACAGUAUGCAGAAUAGAUCGAAUGCUUCAAAAAAACGUCAUUUUACUAAAAAGUUACCUGUCUCGCAAAAUCCUAAAACUGUUAAGAAAGUUGGAAUUUCAGAAUCUCCCCCAGUUUCUGAAUCCGAUAGCAAAAAUGAAGUUAUGAAAAAGGCCAAAAUUAUGAAACAUAAUAGUAAUUCUGAAGGAUCAAUAACUUCUUAUGAAAAUGGUGCGAAUGAAAAAGCUGUAGUUGGAAAUGUAGUUUUAGUAGCUGAUCACUUUAAGUUAUCUAACAAAACAAUAACGCUAGGAAGUAGUACGAUAACAGGAAAAAGUAUAUCUUUGGAAGCAUAUCAAAAAGACAUUUUGGGACGUAAAAAGUUAGAGAAAGAAAGUGCAAAUGUUAAGGAAGUAGUUGAGAGUGAAAUUGUUAGAGAUAAUGAAUUUGUUAGUAAUAUUGAAGUUGUUAAUAGCAAUGGAUUUAAUAGUGACAAUGAAAUUAUUGAUAACAAUGGUGUUGUUAGUGGAAGUAAGUAUGCUGAAGAGGCUGAUAGCAAGGACAAAAUUGUUAGUAUGAAUGAAGUUGUUAAUAGCAAUGGAUUUAAUAUUAAUAAUUAUGUCGCUAGUGGAAAUGAAUAUGCUGAAAAAGUUUAUACCAAGGACGAAGUUGUUAAUGAAAGUGAAUAUGCUGAAGAGGCUUGUAGCAAGGACAAAAUUGUUAGUAUUAUUGAAGUUGUUAAUAGCAAUGAAUUUAAUGUUAACAAUGAUGUCGCUAGUGAAAAUGAAUAUUCUGAAAAUGUUUAUGGCAAGGAGGAUGUUGUUAGUGGAAGUGAGUAUGCUGAAGAGGCUUGUAGCAAGGACAAAAUUGUUAGUAUUAUUGAAGUUGUUAAUAGCAAUGAAUUUAAUAUUAAUAAUUAUGUUGCUAGUGGAGAUGAGUAUGUUGAUGAGGCUGAUAGUAUGGAGGAAGUUGUUAGUGGAAGUGAGUAUGCUGAAGAGGCUGAUAGCAAGGACAAAAUUGUUAGUAUUAUUGAAGUUGUUAAUAACAAUGGAUUUAAUAUUAACAAUUAUGUCGCUAGUGGAAAUGAGUAUGAUGAAAAAGUUUACGGCAGGGAGGAAGUUGUUAGUGGAGAUGAGUAUGUUGAUGAGGCUGAUAGCAAGGACGGAAAUGUUAGUAUUAUUGAAGUUGUUAAUAGCGAUGAAUUUAAUAUUAAUAAUUAUGUCGCUAGUGGAGAUGAGUAUGUUGAUGAGGCUGAUAGUGGAAGUGAGUAUGCUGAAGAGGCUGAUAGCAAGGACAAAAUUGUUAGUAUGAAUGAAGUUGUUAAUAGCAAUGAAUUUAAUAUUAAUAAUUAUGUCGCUAGUGGAAGUGAAGUUGCUAGAGAUAAUGAAGUUGCUGUUGAGAAUGGAGUUAUUUAUAAUGAAGUUGUUAUUUAUAACGAAUUUGUUAAUGGAGUUAGAGUUGUUAGUAACAAUGGAUUUAUUAAUAACAAUGAAGUUAUUAAUAGUAAUGAACUUAUUUAUAACAAUGGAGUUGAUAGUGUAAAUGCUGUUGUUGAAGAGCCUGAUAACAAGGACGAAGUUGCUAGUAUUAUUGAAGUUGCUAAUAGUAAUGAAUUUAAUAGUGACAAUGAAAUUAUUGAUAACAAUGAUGUUGCUAGUAAAAGUGAAUAUGCUGAAGAGGCUGAUAGCAAGGACGAAACUGUUAGUAUUAUUGAAGUUGUUAAUAGCAAUGAAUUUAAUAUUAAUAAUUAUGUCGCUAGUGGAAGUGAAUAUGUUGAUGAGUAUGAUAGUAAGGACGAAUUUGUUAGUGGAAGUGAAUAUGCUGAAGAGGCUGAUAGCAAGGACGGAAAUGUUAGUAUUAUUGAAGUUGUUAAUAGCAAUGAAUUUAAUAUUAAUAAUUAUGUCGCUAGUGGAAUUGAAGUUGUUAGAGAUAAUGAAGUUGUUGUUGAGAAUGAAUUUAUUAAAGAUAAUGAAGUUGUUAUUUGUAAUGAAGUUGUUAGUGAAAGUGAAGUUGUUAAUGGAGUUAAAGUUGUUAGUAACAAUGAAUUUAUCGAUAAUAAUGAAGUUAUUAAUAACAAUGAAUUUAUUUAUAACAAUGGGGUUGUUGGAAAUUUUUAUAGCGAGAACAAAGUUGUUAGAGAUAAUGGAUUUGUUAGUAAUAUUGGAUUUGGUAAUAGCAAUGGAUUUAAUAUUGGUAAUGACGUUGUUAGUGGAAGUUGGUGUGUUGGAGAUAAUGAAGUUGAUAAUAAUAAUAAAGUUGUUAAUUAUAAUGGAUUUAUUUAUAAUAAUGAAGUUUAUAAUAACGAAAUUGUUAAUAAUAAUGAAUUUGUUAAUAAUAAUGGAUUUAUUUAUAAUGAUGUUAGAGAUCAUGAAGUUGUUAAUAAUGAUGUAGUUUUUUAUAAUGAUGAAGUUGUUAGAGAUAAUGGAUUUAUUUAUAAUAAUGAAGUUGUUAAUAAUAAUGUAGUUUUUUAUAAUGAUGAAAUUGUUAGAGAUAAUGGAUUUUUUUAUAAUGAUGAAGUUAAUAAUAAUGAAGUUGUUAAUAAUAAUGAAGUUGUUAGUGACAAUGAAGUUGUUAGUGACAGUGAAUUUAUUUAUAAUAAUGAAGUUGUUAAUAACAAUGAAGUUUAUAAUGGUGAAGUUGUUAAUAAUAAUGAAGCUGUUCAAAAUGGAGUUAUUAAAAAUUACGGACUUAUGUAUAAUAAUGAAACUGUUACUAAUAAUGGAUUUAUUAGUAUUAGUCAAUCUUCUUAUAAUGAUGUAAUGGGUAAUUGCCGUAAACUUUUUAGUAAUAAUAAGAGUUAUGACUUUGGCUUUCUUAAUAAUGUUGCUGUUAAGACCGGGAAACGUGCCUGUGAAAGUGGUUAUGCUGGUGAUAAUGAAAGUAGGAAUAAGAUGAGAUAUAUUAAUAACGACGAAUAUAGUAGUGAAGGUGAGUAUUAUAGUGAUAGUGAUAAUGAUAGUGAUAAAGAUAGUGAUAAAGAUAGUAAUAAAGAUAGUGAUAAAGAUAGUGAUAAAGAUAGUGAUAAUGAUAGUGAUAGUGUAGGAUCUAGGACUCCUAGGCAUAACGAACUUUUUACUCCACCUCAAUCUCCUAAUGUUGAUGAUGAGAAGUAUAUGAAAAAUGAUAAGUAUGAUAGACAUAGCCGUAUGGAUAAAUAUUAUUCAGAAUAUAAUUAUAAUGAUGGGGAAAUAUUUAAUGAAAGUUUUAAAUUAAAAAGAAAUGAUGACAGUAAAAAAAUAGACGAGGAAAGCGAAAAAGAGGAAAGCGAAAAAGAGGAAAGUGAAAAAGAGGAAAGUGAAAAAGAAGAAAGCGAGGAAGAGACAGGUGAUAACAUAAUUGACGAAAAUCAUCCUCUUGUUAAAAAUAACGUACACGUAAACAAUUUAUCACGGGAUGAACACCGUGCAUUACUUGAAUAUUAUGGAGGAACACUACCAGAGCGAUACUACGAUACGAAAUAUUUUGUAAACCCAUAUAAGACGAAUGAUGAAUCUUCAGAGGAAGAACCAGAUAGCUCUAAUUUAUUUUUAGGAUCUUUUGAGAUUCCUAAGGAACCAGAAGUUAAAGUUAAUCCAUUUUUAGGAUCAAACAAUAAAAAUUUUAGUAGUUCCUUUUUUCCAUCAAGUUUUUUUAAUUCAGAUAAGUCUACUACUACUGAUGAAGCACUUACAAAGGAUAAUGAUGAGAAAGAUGCUGUAGAUACACCUGUAGAAGAUAAAGAGUGUAGUUUGGAUAUAGUGAAAGUUAAUAGUGACGAAAAAGAAAAAGUUGAACCACUAGAAUCAUUAAAUGAUAAUGAUGACUCAGUUAAUGGCGAAUCUAUUAAUAAUGUAAUAGAAAGUGAUAAAGAACAAGCGGUUCAAGUUCAAGAAAACGAACAAAUUGAGUUAUCAAAAUCAUUAAGUGACAAUAGUGACUUAGUUAAUGACAUAGAUGUUAAUAAUGUAGUAGAAAGUGAAAAAGAACAAGCGGUUCAAGUUCAAGAAAACGAACAAAUUGAGUUAUUAAAAUCAUUAAGUGAUAAUAAUGACUUAGUUAAUGACAUAGAUGUUGAUAGUGAAAUAGAAAAUGAAAAAGAAAAAAGAAUGUUACGUAAAAGACAUAUGAUAUUUGAUGAACCAUCACAAGGAAUUGUUAAGAAAUUUAGAUUAUCAAAUAAUAAUAUAAACAGUAGUAGUAUUGACAGUAGUAAUAUAAAAAAUAAUAAGAUAGUAGAAGAGAAAUAUGAGUAUAUUACUAAAUCUGAAAAAGAAAAAAAACUUGAAAUAUCUGAGAGCGCCAGACGUAUUAAUUUAUUUGAUUUAAUUGUUAAAAAGUAUAAUGAAGUUAUAUCUUGUAAUGAAAAACAUGAAUAUGUUCAUGUAGCAGAGGAACAAAAUGAGGAAAUUACUAAAUAUGGAGGAAAAGAACUUGAUAUAUUUAAAGAAAAGAAAUUUGAUACAUUUAAAGAAAAGAAAUUUGAUACAUUUAAAGAAAAAGAACUUGAUAUUUUUAAAGAAAAAAAACAUGAUGCAGUUAAGGAAAAAAAACACGAUGCAGUUAAGGAAAAAAAACAUGAUGCAGUUAAGGAAAAAAAAUGUAUUAAUUUGUACGAUUUAAUUGUUAAGAACAAUAAUGACCUUAUGUCUAGUAGUGAAAAAUAUGAAUACGUUGAUGUAGCAGAGGAACAAAAUGAACAAGUAAUUCAAGAAGAGGUUGAAUUUCAACAACCAACAUUAGUUAAUGAGAAUGAAAACAUGAUGAAUUUUAAUACUAUAUAUAAUAAUGAUACUACAGACGAACAUACAAGUUUUAUUAAUGAAGUAUUUCCCAAUCCUCAAUUAUAUGCGUUCGAUAAUGAAAUAUAUCAAAAUAGAGAAAUAUAUAACUAUGAUCAAAUGUAUCAAGAUAGAGAAAUAUAUAACUAUGAUCAAAUAUAUCAAAAUAGAGAAAUAUAUAACUAUGAUCAAAUAUUCUCAAAUGGUGAAAUAUGUACUCCUAAACAAGGAUACUUUAAAAAUAACGAAGAAUAUUCAUUAAGUGAAACAUCAUCAAAUAGUGAAGUAUAUUCAUCUGAACAUGAAAUAGAACAAAAUGAUGAAGUAUAUUCACUAAGCGGAAUAUUCUCAGAUAAUGAAAUACGUUCAUCUGAACAUGAAAUAGAACAAAGUGAUGAAGUAUAUUCAUUAAAUGGGAUAUUCUCAGACAAUGUAGAUAAUAAUAAGCGCGAAAUGGAAACAAAUGACGGAAUUUAUUCACUUAAUGAAGUUCAAGAAUGCAAUAAAGAUAUAAAAGAAUUGCCAGUUGUAUCUAACUUAUCUUCUAAAUUAGCUAAACCAGAGAAAAAAAAUCUAAAGAAAAAAGAGAAAAAAGAGAAAAAAAAUCUAAAGAAAAAAGAAAAAAAAGAAAAAAAAGAAAAAAAAAGUCUAAAGAAAAAAGAAAAAGAAGAUUUAAAUUCAAUGGAACAGGUACUUAACGAGGAACCUAAAACAAAAAAAAAGCUUACAAAAAAGAUACUGAAAAAAACUGUAGACACAAAUGCUUUAUUUGCAUCAUCGGACAGCGAUAUGUCAUCAUCUGAUAGUAGUGCAUCUCCCUGCAGAAAACAACCACAUAUACCUCGAGAUGAUUCUUCAUCAGAUGAUGAAACUAAUGCCGGGCAAUUAAUAUCUACACAAAAAAAAAGCGCAAUUGCAAUGAAAGAAUUAUUUGUAUUACCACCUACUUCUAUGGUAGUAGAAAAUACUUUAGUACUACAAGAAAAAAUAUUCACAAGCCAAGUUACAUUACAUAAAGAUAUUUGUAGAGAGAACUAUUACCAAAAGGGUCAAAAAAUUGAAAAAAAGGAAUCAAUAUGUAACACUACGAAAGUGAAUAUGAUACACAAAAAUGUAGAGAACACAAGUACUAAAUUAGCAAAUACAAAAAUUAUUCAAAUGCUUAUUAGACUGACAAAUUCCAAAAUUAUUAAAAUGGUUGUUAAAUUUGCAAAAGCCAAAAUUACUCAAAUGUUUAUUAAAUCGCCAAAUAACCAAAUUAGUCAAAUACCUGUUAAAUCAUCAAAUACAGAAAUAAUCCAAAUGCCUAUUAAAUCAUCAAAUACAGAAAUUACAGAAAUGCCUACCAAAUCAGAACAUACAGAAAUCAUCCAAAUGAUUAAAUCAGAAAAAACAGAACAUACAGAAAAAGCAGAAAAUACAGAACAUACAGAAAAAACAGAAAUUACAGAACAUACAGAAAAAACAGAAAUUACAGAACAUACAGAAAAAGCAGAACAUACAGAAAUCAUCCAAAUGAUUAAAUCAGAAAAUACAGAACAUACAGAAAAAGCAGAACAUACAGAAAUCAUCCAAAUGAUUAAAUCAGAAAAUACAGAACAUACAGAAAAAGCAGAACAUACAGAAAAAGCAGAACAUACAGAAAUCAUCCAAAUGAUUAAAUCAGAAAAUACAGAACAUACAGAAAAAGCAGAACAUACAGAAAUCAUCCAAAUGAUUAAAUCAGAAAAAGCAGAAAAUACAGAACAUACAGAAAAAGCAGAAAAAACAGAACAUACAGAAAUCAUCCAAAUGAUUAAAUCAGAACAUACAGAACAUACAGAAAAAGCAGAAAAAACAGAACAUACAGAAAAAGCAGAACAUACAGAAAAAGCAGAAAAAACAGAACAUACAGAACAUACAGAAAAAGCAGAAAAAACAGAACAUACAGAACAUACAGAAAAAGCAGAAAAAACAGAACAUACAGAAAUCAUCCAAAUGAUUAAAUCAGAAAAUACAGAACAUACAGAAAAAGCAGAAAAAACAGAACAUACAGAAAAAGCAGAAAAAACAGAACAUACAGAAAAAGCAGAACAUACAGAAAAAGCAGAAAAAACAGAAAUCAUCCAAAUGAUUAAAUCAGAAAAAACAGAAAAAGCAGAACAUACAGAAAUCAUCCAAAUGAUUAAAUCAGAAAAUACAGAACAUACAGAAAAAGCAGAAAAAACAGAACAUACAGAAAAAGCAGAACAUACAGAAAAAGCAGAAAAAACAGAACAUACAGAAAAAGCAGAACAUACAGAAAAAGCAGAACAUACAGAAAAAGCAGAAAAAACAGAACAUACAGAAAAAACAGAAAAAGCAGAACAUACCGAAAAAACAGAAAAAGCAGAAAAAACAGAACAUACAGAAAAAACAGAAAUGCCUGCCAAAUCAGAACAUACAGAAAUGCCUACCAAAUCAGAACAUACAGAAAAAGCAGAAAAUACAGAACAUACAGCACAUACUAAAAUAAUUAAAAUGCCUACUAAAUCACCAAAUACUAAAAUAAUUAAAAUGCCUACUAAAUCACCAAAUACUAAAAUUACUCAAAUAUAUGCUUUUCAAAAAGAAAUGAAAGAAUCAAAUAAAGAGAUAAGAAAGAAUAGAUUAAAUAAAUAUUAUAAUGUAUAUAAUACAGCAACUAAGUUAUUUGAAACAUAUUUCAAAAGAAAUACUUUAAAAACUUCUUAUUUUUUUAAGAAGGUUAUUGAUACUAAACAAAAUUGGAUUUAUAAGAAAAGUGUUGUUGUUAAGGAGUGGAGCAAGGGAAAAGUAUUGAGGACAAUGAUUUCUCAUUCCAUUAAGGACGUACGUAACGCAUCCACAAACAGCAAAGGGAUCCAUACCGAGAAUAACGAUACCAAAGAUGACGUUGUUUUAAUAUCUAUUGGAACUCAGUGUUGUUAUAUUUCUGAAAGAUUGUUAUGUUAUGAAGAAGAAGGGAUCCCUGUGAAAAAGUACGGUUUGAAAGAUAUUUGCAAUUAUUAUAGGUCCAAAACUAUUUUUGAGCUAAAACUCAAUCUAACUUCUUAUCCAUUUAAAUCGUUUAUUACAUCUACAUUUGUUUAUAACUCGUUACUGACUAAGCUAGCUAAAACUUCUAAUAUAUGUUCAUUCGUUUAUAAUGCAUCACCCAGUGUACAAGACAAACUGUUUAUUACAUCUACAUCUGUUUAUAAUACAUCACCCAUUGUGCACACCAAAAUGUUUAUUACAUCUACAUCUGUUUAUAAUACAUCACCCAUUGUACACGCCAAAAUGUUUAUUACAUCUACAUCUGUUUAUAAUACAUCACCCAUUGUGCACACCAAAAUGUUUAUUACAUCUACAUCUGUUUAUAAUAUGUCCCUAAAUAUGCUAGCUUUAUCUUCUAAUAAAUAUGUGUCUGUUUAUAAUACAUUACUAUCUAAUGCUUCUGAUCUAUAUAGUUGCAAAUGUCCUAAAACAUAUUUUGAACAGUAUAUCCUAACUGAUGAUGUGAUAGUUUCUAAGGAAUUUAGCAAUGUUACAGAGAAAAUAGAUAAAAAACAACCUAUCUCUUUGGAUCAAUAUUCUCACAUGGAGAAACUUUCUGUUAUGGAUCGCAAAUACAAUAUUGAGGUGGGUACAAUGAGUACUCAUUUAAUCAAUACCAACCCAAGUUUUACAACUGAGCAAUAUAUACCUACUUAUGAAUACAAGCUUGUGGAAAUAUCAGUAACAACCGAGCAAAAUACCAUGUUAAAUAAUAUUACAUGGUUCACUACUAUCAAUAAAUCAAAUAACGCAAACGAUUUCAAAGAAUAUACAUUUAUAACCAAGUCAAAAAAAUUUUAUAAGCAGAAAAAAAAAAAAAAGAAGAAAAAAAAAGAACGAUUUGAAGAGAAAAAUGAAAGAACAAUAGAAAAAAAAGAACGAUUUGAAGAGAAAAAUGAAAGAACAAUAGAAAACAAAGAACGAUUUGAAGAGAAAAACGAAAGAACAAUAGAAAAAAAAGAACGAUUUGAAGAGAAAAACGAAAGAACAAUAGAAAAAAGUAUAGACAACAAAACAUGGAAUGAUACAAAAGACCCAAAAGGUCCAAAUAGUGUAAUAAUAGGUGAUGAAAAAAAAGAGAUAAAACUUGAACAACUUAUAUCAAUGGUAAAUUAUUAUUGCUGGUAUGUGAAUAUUUCGGAAAAUUUUAUUAAAAGUAUUAUUGCCACAUAUAGCUCAAUAGAUUACAAAAGUAUGGGACACAAUAUAUGUAUUAGAAAUAUUAUUGUUAUAUUUAUUUCAUUUAUCAAAAUGAAUAGAUAUAACAUAUUGUACUUUCUCAACGUAUUAGGAGGGUCAGUUUAUUACUUCCAAGCAAUUUUUCAGAGAACAAUAGAAAUGGAAAUGUCAACAGAUAAAGGAACAGGUAAGCAGACAAUUGGAAGUACUAUAGAAAAUCUAUAUGAAAAAGGAACAGGUAAGCAGACAAUUGGAAGUAUAAGAGAAAGUCGAUAUGACAAAGGAACAGGUAAGCAGACAAUUGGAAGUACUAUAGAAAUUCUAUAUGACAAAGGAACAGGUAAGCAGACAAUUGGAAGUAUGAGAGAAAAUCUGUAUGACAAAGGAACAGGUAAGCAGACACUUGGAAGUAUGAGAGAAAAUCUGUAUGACAAAGGAACAGGUAAGCAGAGGCUUGGAAGUAUUAGUCCUCCUAAUAGCGUUGAGGAAAGUGAUAGUGGCAAUAAUAUUACAGAAAGGCAAACAUAUAUUAAAGAAAAAAGUGAAGAAAAUGAUGACGAAUAUGAAGAAGGGGAUGGUGUAAUGGAAAGACAUAGUAGCAUACUAAUUCAUAGGGGGAUAAGAAGUAAAAAAUUAGUAGAUUAUUCUUUAUAUAAUACUUAUGCAAAAUCAUCAUUUUUACAAUGUGCAGAGCAAGCCGAUAAUCAUUUUAUUGGAAAUUAUUUAGGUAGAUAUAAUGAUGCAAAUUUUCUUCACUUAAGGCAAAAAGUAAAAUUAUGUUUAUGUAGAACAUUUGGGCACAUAAGAAACACAUGCGAGACAUGUGUAUUACAUUUUACGCAUUUAAUAUUCGAUUUAUAUAUAAGUAGGUUUAAUAAUAAGAAAGAACUAAUACAGAGCAUUAUUAAUGAUAUACAUUUGAACGAAAGGCAAUACUCAGACGUUAUGAUACAAUUACUAAAGCAGCAUUAUCCAACAAUGUAUCAAGAAUACUUAGAUAAAGAAGAGCUAAAACAACAAUACAUUCCUUUAUACAGAACUUUAUUUGAGUCAACAGAUUUAAUAUAUCAUUUUAUAGGUAUUAUAUGUUUAUUCAUAUCACAAAAAUACUUUAACUACAAAACAACAUCUAUCAUAAUAAUAGCAAAAUCAUACUGCAGAAGUCAUCUGGAAGGACUGAAAAGAGUCUAUUCAACAAACAACGAGGUAAUUAAGGAUGUAUCUCCAGAUUAUUAUUCUGCAGCUAAAUACAUGGGGGCUGCAUUUACACAUGGUAGUAUAAGUAAAAGAUUUGCAUUAGAUUUAGAGAUCGCUCUUUUAAAAAAAUUAAACUAUGAUUUAUCAAUACCUACGGCAUACAGUUUACUAGACAGUUUAUUAAAAUCGAAUAAGAAUAUAAAUUUUUCAAAAUUGGAAAGAAAUUAUAAUUUGGUAGAAGGCGAAAUAUUAUUAAGAAUGGCAGGCAUUGACAACUCUUUUUUAAAAUACAAAUCAUCGACUUUAUCUAUGGCUAUAUAUGAAAUUUUGAACUUUAAUAUAUGUAAGGACAUAAUGCAAAGGGAACUAUCAGACUUUACAAAGGCAAAGGCACACAAUGAACUAAAGGAAAAAAAUGAAAGGAUGAAACAGCAACUAUUUUUGGAAAAUGAAAUAAGAGAGGAACUUAAAAGAAAAGAAAGAGGACUAAUUAUUGCUGAGGAGGAGGACCGAUUUAUUGUUGCAUCUCAAUAUACAAAUGAAAAGGACAACUUACAUAUAUACUUAAAAAAUGCUAUAGUAAAAAUUUGCGAUGCAGUUGAUCAGAAAAUACCCAGAAAUUAUUACAAAUCACAGUAUCAUAUUACAGAACAAAUAGGUAGGCACAUUAAAUAUUUUAAUAAAGGCAAAAAAAGGUAUUUAAAAAAAUUAAUUAAUAGGAGUAAAGGCAAAUCAAAGACAGAAUUGGCUAAUAAAAAUGAUGAAAUGGCAUUUGGAAAUAUAUUUAAUGAUGAUGAAACAGGGUAUCGUGGCAAUGGAGAAAAGGAACUUGGCAAUAAUGAAAUAGGAGAUAAAUCAGAAUACUGUGAUGAAAAUAGGAAAAUGAAAAAUGAUAAGGAUAAAGAAAAAGAAAUAGAACAACAUAAAAUCAAAAAUGAAAAGAAAGCGAACAUGUUCUAUAAGGCGAAAAAAAAAAUAUUAAGGAUUAUAAAGAAAUUAACAAAGAAAUUAAAAAAAAUAAAGUAUUCUGAUAUCCCUAUUAAAUAUUGUACUUCGUAUGUAUUAUAUGGAAAAGAUUUAAAAAUAUAUGUAAAGAAACAUAAAGGACAUUAUCAUGAUAAGGAAAAUAUAAUGAGAUCGGAAAAUGAAAAUAUGAAAGAUAAAGAACAACAAAAUUCGGAAAAUAAUACAUACGAAGGGUUAUCAGAAGGAAGUUCCUUAAAAAAAAAAAUAAAUAAAGGUUAUAUAAUAGGGUCAAAGACUGAAUCGACAGAUGAACAUUUGGUAUAUUAUUACAAUUAUAUAAGUAGAUUAAGAAAUAGGCUUAUCAUAGGUUUGAAAUAUUUUAAAAAUAGAAUUAAUAACAUCAAGAAAACAGAUGUAUCAAUGAAAUUACUUAGUUUAGAACAUAUUAUUAACAAAAAAGAAAACAAGAAAGGAAAAAAUGGAAAGAGGAAUAUACGUAUCACCAAAAACAUUUCUUUAUAUAAACAGCUAUUAAAUGAAAUAAAAAUUUUGUUUCUAUGGUUUUACAAGUUAACAAAUAUUGAGAUUAGACCGUUAAUAAAAUUUUCGGAUCUAAAAUUUAUAUCUAUUGUUAAAUUGUAUGCCAAAGAAUAUUCAAAAUAUAUUAAAAACGUACUUAACGCUAAUUGUGCAAAUGAUAAUGAAACUAAAGAAAUAUCAAAUGAAAGUACUGCCCAAACUAUUAAGGAUGGUAAAGAACAUAAAGGGCAAAGUGGAAAUAUAGCGUCAAAAAAUAAUAACAUACAGGUGAUAGAAUAUAGAGAAAAUUUGGCUGAACAAAAAAUGAGUAAUAGUAAUAGCAUUGAAUAUUUUAAACCAUAUGAUCAAUCAAUUGGCGCAAGUGUAAAAAUUAAAACAUUGCAAGAUAUAUAUAUUGAAGAAGUGUCCAAAGCCAUCGAAACACAAGCAAAGAAUUAUGACUUAUUCUUAACUAAUGAUCGGAGAAUGAAAAAUAAAAAAAGAAAAAAUAAGUCAUUAGAUAUUGAGGCUAUUUCGAAAAAGAAAGAAAGGAAAUUGGUUAUGUCGAUGGCUACAAAUAUUGCGAAAAAAAAAGAAAGGAAAUUGGAUAUGUCGAUGGCUACAAAUAUUGCGAAAAGGCACUUGGGAAAAAUUAAUAGUAAUCUUGAGGAGUGUAUAUUAUCAGAAAAACAAAAGUAUCUUGACUAUGCAAAAACACUAAAUUUCUCAGAUGGUACUAGGCUUAGAAAUAUAUUUACUGAUGAAAUAAUUGCAUUAGAUCAAGAUAUAAAUACAAAUACUGAUAAUAUGUUAGAGACUGAGAAAAAUAUAUUCGAACGAGAACAACACAAAGAAAUAGAAAAGCACCACGACGAUUCGAUAUUACGACUAAAGGAAUAUGGAGAUUUUAAAGAUGAUUACAACAGUCCAGGAAUGGCUGAAAGAAGUGUAGAAAAAAAAAAUAAAAAGACAAUAUUUACACAAGGGAAUUUAGCGAAUGAUGAUAAGGACUGGAUUACUAUUAAUGACCCCGAGGUUGAUGAGUGCGCAAAAGAAUUAAUGGAAUGUUUUUUAAAAUGGAAAAACAAAAAUUUCAUAUCAAAGAAUUGGACAUAUAAUGAAUAUCCUAAGUGCAAAGAUUAUUACUUUUCUUUAGUUUUUAGUGAUUUAAAAUCGGCGAAAUCGUUAAAAGGCAUUGUAGAAAUGAUGCAUAUGAAAUACAUGCAUUUACUAAAUAUAUGUAAGGAGAUUAACAGUCAGCAAAAUGUGCUAGAGGAGGAAUGA
Plasmodium yoelii is the source of this 16848-nucleotide messenger RNA. Its product is annotated as protein SOC2, putative. The transcript is spliced from 2 exons. NCBI's taxonomy places the organism in Eukaryota, Apicomplexa, Aconoidasida, Haemosporida, Plasmodiidae. The coding region runs from base 1 to 16848 and encodes 5615 amino acids. The record is from RefSeq and is a predicted model, not a curated record.